UUGGGCUAGAGGAAGACCCGAGGAUGAAGACUGUGAUUGUGGUGCAUGGUGGCGCGUGGGCCAUCCCGGAUGAGUUAGCCGAAGCAUCCGUGGCUGGAGUCAAGAAUGCUGUGCGGGCAGGAGAUACUGUUCUGAAGAAUGGGGGGAGUGCUCUUGAUGCUGUAGAAAAAGCUGUGAGGUCUUUGGAAGAUGACCCAACGUUUGAUGCAGGUCAUGGUGCAGUGCUGAAUAUUGAUGGAGAGGUGGAGCUGGACAGUAUCAUCAUGGAUGGGGAAACACUUGCCGCUGGAGCUGUGGCCUGUGUUAGAAACAUUGCUAAUCCUGUUAGUCUUGCUCGUGCUGUGAUGGAAAAGACAGAUCAUGUCAUGUUGACAGACAGAGGCGCGAGCAUGUUUGCAGAGCGCAUUGGUACUCCAGUAGCUCAUGAUUUGGUGACUGAGCCAGAACGUAAAGAGUGGGAACACAGCAAAAGCUAUCAAGCCGGAGUCAAAAUGCUCUUCAACGCACAAUGGGGCCAUGAUACUGUUGGAGCGGUGGCUCUGGAUUCUUUCGGUAAUGUGGCAUGCGCUACAUCCACUGGAGGAAUCAGAAACAAAAUGGUGGGAAGAGUUGGAGAUUCUCCUAUUAUAGGAUCUGGUGGAUAUGCAGACAAUAGAAGUGGCGCGGUCUCCUGUACUGGUCAUGGAGAGUCUAUUCUCAAAGUCACCUUAGCCAGAUUAAUCCUCUUUCAUAUGGAGCAAGGGAAAUCCUCCACGGCGGCCGCCGCUGCCUCACUCCAGUACAUGUGUGAGAGAGUGAAGGGAUGUGGAGGUGCCAUUGUUCUGUCCUCCACCGGGGACUGGGCCGCCAGCUUCACCACACCACGCAUGGCUUGGGCCUCCAUGAAAGAGGACGUCCUGCACUAUGGGUUGAAUCCGAAAGAAGAGUUUACGGAGAUGCCGAAAUAAUAACGUGUUUUC
Molecule: messenger RNA, 959 nt
Organism: Rhinichthys klamathensis goyatoka
Lineage: Eukaryota; Metazoa; Chordata; Actinopteri; Cypriniformes; Leuciscidae
Product: isoaspartyl peptidase/L-asparaginase
Exons: 6
Coding region: 24-947 (307 amino acids)
Molecular function (GO): asparaginase activity
Source: RefSeq, a predicted model, not a curated record